AUGGCCCACAAGCUGGCCAACUUUGGCAAAAUCCUGCUGCGUCGCCGGGCGUUGGACUGCUCCGGCGAAGAGACCCGAUUCGCCCGAUGCCUGUCCACCCUGGACCUCAUCGCCUUGGGGGUGGGCUCCACGCUCGGCGCCGGCGUUUAUGUCCUCGCUGGCGAGGUCGCCCGAGAAAAGGCGGGACCCGCCAUCGUCCUCUGCUUCCUCAUCGCCGCCCUGUCCUCCAUGUUGGCCGGCCUGUGCUACGCCGAAUUUGGCGCCCGUGUCCCCAAAACGGGCUCUGCAUACCUCUACAGCUAUGUGACGGUUGGAGAAAUCUGGGCCUUCAUCACAGGGUGGAACCUCAUCCUCUCCUAUGUGAUAGGUACGGCCAGUGUUGCCAGGGCGUGGAGCUCAACGUUUGACAACUUGGUCGAACAAAAGAUCUCCGGCUUCUUCCGAGCCUCCAUGGCGAUGAAGGUGCCGGGGAACGUGCUGGCAGAGUACCCCGACCUGUUCGCCCUCAUCCUGGUCCUGCUGCUCUCUGGACUUCUGGCCUUUGGCGUGAACGAGUCGGCGCUGGUGAAUAAGAUCUUCACAGGCAUCAAUCUGGUGGUACUGGGCUUCGUAAUCAUCUCUGGGUUCGUUAAGGGGAACACGGCCAACUGGAACCUGACGGAGGACGACUACAAAAGCUUCAUAAACGGCACCAACAGCAGCAGGCCUUUUCAAGUUGAAAAGGAAUUUGGCGUGGGUGGCUUCGCGCCAUUUGGCCUGACUGGAGUCCUGUCUGGUGCCGCCACCUGCUUCUACGCCUUCGUGGGCUUCGACUGCAUCGCCACAACAAGCGAAGAAGCGAAGAACCCCAUGCGUUCCAUACCAAUCGGCAUCGUCGCCUCGCUGCUCAUCUGUUUUUUCGCCUACUUUGGCGUGUCUGCCGCUCUGACGCUCAUGAUGCCGUACUACCAGCUGAACACCCAGAGUCCUCUGCCUGAGGCCUUCAGCUACGUGGGCUGGGGUCCCGCCAGGUACAUCGUGGCUGUGGGCUCUCUCUGCGCUCUGUCCACCAGUCUGCUAGGCUCUAUGUUCCCCAUGCCUCGUGUUAUCUACGCCAUGGCGGAGGACGGGCUGCUGUUCCGUAUUCUUUCCAGGAUGAACGAACGCACUAAGACGCCUCUCAUUGCUACCAUCACUUCAGGCAUCGUUGCCGCUCUGAUGGCCUUCCUGUUCAAACUGGCGGAUCUGGUAGACCUCAUGUCCAUUGGCACUCUGUUGGCGUACUCUUUAGUGGCCAUCUGUGUCCUCAUCCUCAGGUACCAGCCAGGCACCCUGAGUUCGUCCAGCCAGACGGAGAAGCUGGUGGAGCUGGUGGAAGGGGUGAAGGUGGCCGUAAGUGGAGAUGACAGCGGCGACGAGUCCGGCACGGAGGAGAGUCCGCUCCGCGAGACCUUCACCGUCAAGCUGCUCUUCUACCCGAGUGGAAAGAUCCCGACGCAGACCUCUGGGAACAUCGUCUACGCUACCACUGCUAUUAUUUCGCUUUUUAUCACCGUACUGUGCAUUAUCCUGGCCAACCUUCUCCCGGAGCUGCUGUCCGGGCAUCCAGGCGUCGUGGUGCCCUGUGUCAUCUUGACUUUGCUCUGCGUCGUCUGUCUCGUCAUCAUCUACAGGCAGCCGCAGAGCAAAGAGGCUCUCACCUUCAAGGUCCCUCUGCUUCCCUGGCUACCCCUGUUCAGCGUUUUCGUCAACAUCUACCUCAUGAUGCAGCUGGACAUGGGCACGUGGAUCCGCUUCGCCGUCUGGAUGCUCAUCGGUUUCCUCAUCUACUUCUUCUAUGGUAUUAGGAACAGCAGUGAAGCUGCCAAAAGGUCAUCCCCGCGCAAAUACGAGCCCGCGCUGCAGACCAAGAGGCCAAUCUACACGGGCGCACCUGACGACAGUGACACGGAGGCAGGCGGCAGCCCCUGAUACACACCGACGUAGACCUGGGGGAAGCGUUGCCAGAGCAUCUACACUCAUCUUGGCAGUCUGGUUGAACUGGUAGCCAAGUGCUGCAAUGUAGGGCGGCUUGGAAUGUGGACCCUGGGUUUAAAGGGAGGAGGGGCAAGAAAACGCCACACACACAAACAUUACCUCUGACUUGGAGGCUGAUAUAACUUGAUGGCUAGACACUGUGACAGAGCCACUUUCUGGCCCAUGUGUCUGUUUUAAUCUGUCUGUCUGUACUUAGCCUUAGCCCUCUGGGAGAUAUUUACCUGCCUAUAAACUCAUGCUAUGAAUGGACCUUACUAACAAAAGAGAAGUUGGUUAACUGGUGUUAACUGUUUUGCUUCCUCUCCGUUAUCGGUGCGUUGUGGCUGCGUGUGGAGCCACUAGGGGUGAAUAAGAACUACUAUAUUUAUAUCACUAAAAGAUUAUGACUUGACCUCAAUAAGCAGAAGCCACCGCAAAGUGACAGAGCCUUCAGUAGUUAAAGGGGGUCUAGAUUCUUCGGUCCUUGUUUAUUGCACCAGCCUGUUCGUUUGUGUGUAAACAGGGUAGCGCUGAGGCUGUGUGGUUUACAGUGUCCGUCAGGGCCUCAGUGCAGUUAGGUCAGUAGCACAUAGACAACGUUGAUGUCAUCUACACUGUACGGCUCAGUGUCUGAGGCUGAAUACAUGCUUUACAGAUCGCCCCUUGUUGUCCCCCCCUGCUCCCAGAGAACAGCCAUACAGUAACUGUACACCGCACCCUUUAAAACGGUAUGAAAUUAGCUGCUUUUCGUAAAUUAUUCAUGUCUUGCAUAUAGACUGUGUUGAAAUGGUAUUUGCAGGCAUUUUGUGGCCUUUUGUUUCAACCUAAACCAGAUAAUGAAUGUUGUUUUUUUUAACAGCGACAACACUUUUCGACCCUUAAAGGGUCUCGAAAUCCAGAUAUUGAAGUAAAAGCUGCAAAGCAGGAGUUAAUCUCUGCUAUGCUUUCUGGUAUUUACUGUUGUGUAAUCAAUCAGUUGUCAACUAUUUUGAUAACUAAUAGACCAAAAAAACAAAUCGAUUAAUUGAGAAAACAAGCGACAGAUUAAUCCUUAGUAUCAGCCCUAGAAUAUGGGGUUUUCUCCAAAACAACAUGGGCAUGUAAAUAUCUGUAUGAAUUUUAAGUUAUCUAUCUAGCUACUUUGCUAAUUCCAGAUUUCAUUUACACACUUGCACCUUGUUUGUUUCAUAUUCUUUGCAUGGCUGUUCGCACAUAUCUUCACAGAUCUGAGGAGGUGGAUGAGAUUUGCAUUUAACAAGCUCAUUAUUGGCAUUAUGUUAUCUCCUGACGGGCAUUUAAAAUCUCAGUUAAUAUAUAAUCUGUCCACCUCCAACUGAUCUGGGAGCUGGGAAUCUGUUUCUGAACAAGGGGGGGUCUGUCUGUCUGUCUGUCCUUCAUCAUCUUAUUCACCUUUUUGUUUUUACUUUCUUGUGAAAAGACUCACUAAGGUUCUUGUUUAGUUUCAAUUGAAACUUGUUCUCGGCAGCUUCGUCUGUCGAGUACCAUCACUUUUAUUUUAUUCAACUGUAUUUUAUUUUUACUACUUUAUUAUUAACUUCUACUGAUAGAACUGUUAAUAUUUUAAUGUUUAUAGUGUUGUUUUUUGGGGGGUUAGCUUUCUUUUUUUGCCUUCUCAUAUCUAUCUCAAUCAGUUUUUAAUAUGCGUUUUUAGAUGUUAAUGUAUUUUAAUUGUUACAUGUACAGUUUUUAGCGUGCCGGUUUUUGUUGUCUCGCGUCACCAAAUGAUUUAAUCCUUUCUGACCAAAUGAACGUGUUUUUUUGGGAAAUUAAAUCACAACGACCACUAAAAGUUGGUCUCUAAAUUGUGUAAUAUAAAAAGAAAAUGUUUUUACCCCUCUGGAGUCAAUAUAACUUAUUGUUUGAAGUACCUUUUUUUUGUUGUUCUAGUAAAGUGCUUUACUGUAGAAUGUACAGUAUUUGUUUAAAACCGUAUCUUUAUUUGUAUAAUGCUGUAAAUUAUACAAACUUUCUUUAACAUAUGACCCUGAGUAUAAUUUAGUAAGAGAUGUUUUUUUGUAAAUUACACUUUGAAGGCAUUUCUUUUGACACUUAAUGAAAUGCAAAUAUCCUUUUUCAGAUGAAAUGGUCCUGGUGGAUGCAAUAUUUAAUCAUCGCUGUAGAUGCUUAAAACUACUUAAACUAAAUAACACCGCUUAGAAAAUCUCCCCCCCUUUUAGACGUAUCACCCAUUGUGCUGAAGGGAGGGAGGUCCAGUAAAGGUAGAUUUGGAUUCAGUCAGUGUUUCUAGCUGAUGUGCCUAAAGAACCAUCCUCCAGCCUGAGAAAAAACACAUGGGUUAGUCAAACAAAGAGUACAGCGACAUCUUGGAUGUUUCAAAAACGUCAUGACUUGUACAGGAGAUUUGAACUCUGCUUUGCCUGUGAUAUCAUUAAAAGGUUUAGUGGCUGUGACUCGUGUCACACAGAGCUCUUCAUACUCAGCCCUUGUGCCUUUAAAAAAAAUUAUCUCCCCUCCUCAACGCCAUCUCAUUAAUAAUCUAUUUUUGUCUUUGUUUUAUAUCCUGUACAUAUGGCUGUCAUGUAAAAAAACAAGCUGUAUUUUCAAUGUUUCUCUUUUUUUUAAUAAAACAAUAUUUCAUGCUUAUGGCA
Sebastes umbrosus (honeycomb rockfish) is the source of this 4625-nucleotide messenger RNA. RefSeq names its product solute carrier family 7 member 3a (gene slc7a3a). Bases 1 to 1950 code for a protein of 649 amino acids. NCBI's taxonomy places the organism in Eukaryota, Metazoa, Chordata, Actinopteri, Perciformes, Sebastidae. The record is from RefSeq and is a predicted model, not a curated record. Gene Ontology annotation, biological process: amino acid transport; transmembrane transport. Gene Ontology annotation, molecular function: amino acid transmembrane transporter activity. The transcript has 11 exons. Gene Ontology annotation, cellular component: plasma membrane.